AUGCAACCACACACCAGCAACGCAGCCGCCCAGCAACGCAGCCCUCCAGCAACGCAGCCCCCCAGCAAUGCAACCACAUACCAGCAACGCAGCCCACCCAGCAACGCAGCCCUCCAAGCAACGCAUCCCUCCCAGCAACACAGUCCACCCAGCUACGCAGCCCACCCAGCAACGCAGCCCACCCCCAGCACCGCAGCCCUCCCGGCACCGCAGCCCACCCAGCAACGCAGCCCACCCAGCAACGCAUCCCCCCUCAGCAACGCAGCCCUCCCGGCAACGCAGCCCCCCAGAAACGCAACCGACCCCCAGCAACGCAGCCCUCCCAGCAUAGCAGCCCUCCCAGCAAAGCAUCCCCUCCAGCAUGCAGCCCUCCAAACAACACAGCCCACCCAGCAACGCAGCCCUCCCGGGCCACGCAGCCCCCCCGGCAUCGCAGCCACCCCGGCAACGCAGCCACCCCCCGGCAACGCAGCCCUCCCAGCAACGCAGCCCAUCCAGCAAUGCAACCCACCCAGCAAUGCAGCCCUAGCAGCAAUGCAACCACACACCAGCAACGCAGCCGCCCAGCAACGCAGCCCUCCAGUAACGCAGCCCACUCGGCACCACAGCCCCCCAGCAAUGCAACCACAUACCAGCAACGCAGCCCACCCAGCAACGCAGCCCUCCAAGCAACGCAUCCCUCCCAGCAACACAGUCCACCCAGCUACGCAGCCCACCCAGCAACGCAGCCCACCCCCAGCACCGCAGCCCUCCCGGCACCGCAGCCCACCCAGCAACGCAGCCCACCCAGCAACACAGCCCUCUCAGCAACGCACCCCCCCCCAGCAACGCAUCCCUCCCAGCAACACAGCACUCCCAGCAACGCAGCCCACCCAGCAACGCAUCCCCCCACCAAUAACGCAGCCCUCCCGGCAACGCAGCCCUCCCGGCAACGCAGCCCCCUCGGCAACGCAGCCCCCCCGGCAACACAGCCCACCCAGCAACGCACCCCCCCCAACAUCGCAGCCCACCCAGCAACGCAGCCCUCCCGGCAACGCAGUCCCCCAAGCAUCGCAGCCACCCCGGCAACGCAGCCACCCCCAGCAACGCAGCCCACCCAGCAACGCAGCCCUCCCGGCAACAACGCAGCCCCCUCGGCUACGCAGCCCUCCCGGCAACGCAGCCCCCCCCGGCAACGCAGCUCACCCAGCUACACCCCCCCCCCAACAACGCAGCCCACCCAGCAACGCAGCCCUCCCGGCCACGCAGCCCCCCCAGCAUCGCAGCCACCCCGGCAACGCAGCCCCCCCCCCGGCAACGCAGCCCUCCCAGCAACGCAGCCCAUCCAGCAAUGCAACCCACCCAGCAAUGCAGCCCUAG
Callorhinchus milii (elephant shark) is the source of this 1359-nucleotide messenger RNA. RefSeq names its product proline-rich protein 36-like. The transcript has a single exon. The record is from RefSeq and is a predicted model, not a curated record. Bases 1 to 1359 code for a protein of 452 amino acids. Lineage: Eukaryota; Metazoa; Chordata; Chondrichthyes; Chimaeriformes; Callorhinchidae.